This is a messenger RNA of Amaranthus tricolor (Joseph's coat), 2513 nucleotides long. RefSeq names its product ubiquitin-like-specific protease 1D. Bases 267 to 2096 code for a protein of 609 amino acids. Gene Ontology annotation, biological process: proteolysis. The record is from RefSeq and is a predicted model, not a curated record. Gene Ontology annotation, molecular function: cysteine-type peptidase activity. NCBI's taxonomy places the organism in Eukaryota, Viridiplantae, Streptophyta, Magnoliopsida, Caryophyllales, Amaranthaceae. The transcript has 14 exons.
AUUUGAAAACAAACAAUUUUUAGGUGUUUUGAGUAUCCAUGGUCUCCCCUCUAAUUCGUUGCAGUGAAAUUUCUUCAUUGCAAUUUGCAAGUUUGCAACAACCUAAGAAAAAACCGGAAAAAAUUAAUCAGGAGAAAAAUAAUCAGAAAAAAACAAUUUAUUUAAAACCCUUGUUUUUUUUUUAAAAAAACCACACUUUUCAGUUUCCACCAUUUUCAACUCCUUAAGUUUUCUCUCUCAUCCUUACUCUCACUCUAGCAUAAAAAAUGGAGGUCGAAGCGAACAUGGAAAUCCCCGUCACCGACAACGGCGAGAAGAAGCGGAAUUUCAAGAUCGACUUCACUGAGCUUUUUGGCGAAGAUCACGAUGACGAACCUGAGCAAGAGCUUGUCGUUGUUCCUGAUAAUCCUCGGCGUCGAAAGUCGAAGAAGGAGAGGAAAUUGGAGAAGGAAGAUGAUCCUCCUUCUGUGUCUAGUUGUGGAGAAGACUUGAUUUCGAAGAAUGUUCACGACUUGAAAUCAACAAUUGAUAGAAUAAAUAAAAAUUUAUCUACAUUGUCCGGUAAAUUGCCUGAUGGUGGUGCUAAGCUCAAGGCUAAAUUGCAAGCUUAUGAGGAUGAAUUGAAACGUCGCCAAGAUUGCCGUUCUCAUGAGGUUUCUAAUGGAUUUGAAAGGCCCAUACACCCAGAGAGUUCUAGUACCAAUGGUGCGUUAGAUGAAUCUAAGGGACCAGAAGUAUUAUCUCAACCCCCAUCAAUGUCAAACUUUGCCUCCAUUUUUUUGAAGAAGCUGGAAAAUGGUAGCCCGAAAUCAGAACAGAAUACCAGUAAUCAAGCAAGCAAUGCACUUGUUGAUGAAAUUUCAUAUAUUAACCCUUGUGGAAAGUCUAAAAGGAAAUCUGUUGAGAAGAAUCUAGAAAGUGAAAGGGCAAAACAUGGGCUAGGUUCCAAGAAUUUUCAUGUGUGGAAGCCAGAAGAACGUUCUCCUCAUUGCCGUGGAAAAUACAAGCGACUAAAUGAAAUGCUGGCCGGUACAUGUUCUUCAAUGGGUUCUCUUCCUCAUGUUGAGGAAAAGACAAAUGGCCUCGCUACUGACAAUGAUGACUCUCAAGCUCUGAAUUAUAAUGAAUCAAAGAAUGAGAAGGAAGGACACCCAGUGGUUUUGGUGGAUGAGGAGGAGCCUGGGUUUAUACAGAGAAAACAAGAAGUUAAAGAACUUCCAACUAAGCCUAGCGAGGGAAAGAUCUAUUAUCCAUCUAGGGAUGAUCCUGAAUCUCUUGAAAUUUUACGCUCAGAACUAAAAUGCCUAGAACCUGGGGAGUGCUUGACCUCAACUAUCAUGAACUUUUAUGUAAGAUAUCUCCAGGAAUAUUGCUCACAACCUGAUUUGUUGGAUUCCUACUUUUUCAAUACAUACUUUUACUGCAAGCUCCAAGAAGCUGUAGCAUACCAGAAGAGUGACAAAGAAGCUUUUUUUAUGAAGUUUAGAAGGUGGUGGAAAGGUGUCAAUAUAUUUCAGAAGGCAUACAUUUUUCUUCCAAUAAAUGAAAAUAACCAUUGGAGCUUGGUGAUAAUAUGCAUCCCUGACGAGGAAGGUGAAUCUGGACUGACCUUACUUCAUCUAGAUUCCUUGGGCUGGCACUGUAGUGCUUCGAUUUUUGAUAACAUCAAGAGUUUGUUGGUAAAUGAGUGGAAGAUUCUAAAUGAAGAUGUUGGUGCCGUUGAUAUUCCUGUACCUGAUAGAAUUUGGAGAAAUCUUCCUCGUAGAAUAGACCAGAAAAUUGUUACGGUUCCCCGGCAGACUAAUGAUUACGAUUGCGGUCUCUUUGUAUUAUACUACAUGGAGCGCUUUAUUCAGGACGCACCUAGGAGACUGAUGAAGCAAGACUUAUCCAUGAUACGUCGUACCUGUAACGGAUCUUUGUUUGGCAAGAACUGGUUCAAACCUCAAGAAGCUUCAAAAUUGAGAGGGAAAAUAAAAAGGAUACUCCAGGACGAAUUUCACAAGGCACUAAAACAGGACGAUUGGACCUGGGAGCCUGUUUGUUUGUCUGCAAAUGCUGCAACAGCAAAAAGUAUAGACGGUUCUGAAACUUGAUGAUAGGUGAAACAUUGUCCUCUAUCCCUAUAUUUUGUAGAGACUAACUACUGCAGAAUGUAGACCUCUCUCGCCACAUUUGUGUAGCACCAACGAGGGCACAGAUGCAUAGAAGCUGCACAUACAUUUUCGAGUUAGCUAUGUAUAGACUAGAGUUAGGUCUGGACCCAUCGUUACAUUUAAGGAAAACUUACUGGGCAGCCGUUGUUUGGUUUUAAAAAGGAAAGAGUCGUUUUCAAGUCUGUCUUGCCCAUUGUACAUAAUUGGGGCGGAUUUCUGUAAUUAACAAUGGUGCCUUUGAAAGUCAUCCUAGACCCUCCUUUUCCAAAUGUAUCAACCAUGUCCGUGUGCUUGAUGAUUAUGUAUAAAAACCUUGUUUGGAGCUAGAGUUGAAUAAAAUUGGUUUUCCCUGCUACC